GGGAGGAUUUCUGAAGUCGCGUUUGAGAUCUCGCGAUUCCGCGGAGUCGGCGCUGGCUGUGUGCGUCAUUUCCGGCGGCGCGGUCGCGCAGUGGCCAACAGAGUGCCAACGGCCUGCAGAACAACAUGCCGAAGUUUUAUUGUGACUACUGCGAUACAUACCUCACCCAUGACUCUCCAUCUGUGAGAAAGACACACUGCAGUGGGAGGAAACACAAAGAGAACGUGAAAGACUACUAUCAGAAAUGGAUGGAAGAGCAGGCGCAGAGCCUGAUUGACAAAACAACUGCAGCAUUUCAGCAAGGAAAAAUACCUCCUACUCCAUUCUCAGCUCCACCUCCUGCAGGGGCGAUGAUCCCACCUCCCCCCAGUCUUCCGGGUCCACCUCGCCCCGGUAUGAUGCCAGCACCCCAUAUGGGGGGCCCUCCCAUGAUGCCAAUGAUGGGUCCUCCUCCUCCUGGGAUGAUGCCAGUGGGACCUGCUCCUGGAAUGAGGCCGCCUAUGGGAGGGCACAUGCCAAUGAUGCCUGGGCCCCCAAUGAUGAGACCUCCCGCUCGUCCCAUGAUGGUGCCCACUCGGCCCGGAAUGACUCGACCAGACAGAUAAGGAGAAAGGGGAGCCUCUUUCUAUCAGGCUUCUGUUACUUGUUCUACUUCACAGCAGAUCAAGGUGCUUAUGACUCUGGGUGUUUUCUAACAGCAGACAAGGAAGACUCACUCCCUCUUCCUAAGAGAGAAUAGUUUUUGAGGGGAGUAGUGGGGAAAAAAAAAAAGCAAUUUUCGUUUGUAUUGUGAAAUGUGAAAAUAAAAUUGUCAACUCUUUUCGUUAAAAAUGUGUUCCCUUUUUUCUCCCUCCUGUAUUUGUGUAUUAUAAAGGAGAUGAACUAGCUCAGUUGUUUCUCCAGCUUAUUCUCUUUAGCAUGCCCUCUGCAUGACAUUGUUUUUCCUUAGCUAUAGAAUGGGUCUCUUUGGACAGCCUGCCUUUAAUUAAUAAACUUUGCCUGUGCAA
Molecule: messenger RNA, 1007 nt
Organism: Myotis lucifugus (little brown bat)
Lineage: Eukaryota; Metazoa; Chordata; Mammalia; Chiroptera; Vespertilionidae
Gene: SNRPC
Product: small nuclear ribonucleoprotein polypeptide C
Exons: 6
Coding region: 126-605 (159 amino acids)
Biological process (GO): mRNA splicing, via spliceosome; spliceosomal snRNP assembly; mRNA 5'-splice site recognition
Cellular component (GO): nucleus; U1 snRNP
Molecular function (GO): zinc ion binding; pre-mRNA 5'-splice site binding
Source: RefSeq, a predicted model, not a curated record